Messenger RNA from Malaya genurostris, 13407 nucleotides. RefSeq names its product heparan sulfate glucosamine 3-O-sulfotransferase 5 (gene Hs3st-A). Bases 1115 to 2287 code for a protein of 390 amino acids. Lineage: Eukaryota; Metazoa; Arthropoda; Insecta; Diptera; Culicidae. The record is from RefSeq and is a predicted model, not a curated record. The transcript has 8 exons. Gene Ontology annotation, molecular function: [heparan sulfate]-glucosamine 3-sulfotransferase activity.
GUCGGAAUCGGGCGAUUAUUAGUAAGGCUAGCAGAGUGACAGGAAGUAUACGGUGGUUACAUAAAACGGGAAGAAAAUUUGUGCUUCUGCUGUGUUUUUUAUAUGUAGUAUUGGUCGAGAAUCGUACUGAUUUCUAGAGGACGCAUUCUGAGAGUUGUUUCAAAUUUUCACAAAAAAUAUAUACCUAAAAAUGUAAUGUGUGAAAUAAUGAAAAAAGUUACUUCAAUCAGAAACACACAAUUCUUUUUGGAUGGAUGUAUACUUUGUUUGUGGUAAUGGAAAGAUUAAUUACAAGAAAGCUUUAUUGUACCCAUGAACAUGCAUUGCCCUUUUCGAAGGCUACUCAGAGAUAGAAUAUUGUAAAAUUACGGAUAUCAAUAUUUGGCGAGAAGGAUUUAAUGAUGGAAAGAAACAUAAUUAACGUUCACACAAGAAAGAAAAAGUAGAAUUAGAGAAUAAUCUUCGCGGUUGUGUGUUCGUGGUGAAAGUUAUCCUGUUAUAAAUCGAUGGUGGAACGGUGGUGGGAGCAAGGAAGCUCUAUUUAGUGAAAAUUUAGGCGAACGGUCCAGUCAAUGUUUGAAAACGAAUACAUAUCAUAUUGAAUGCCUCAUUUUAGUGAAAUUUAGUAGCAUCACAGAGAAAAUUUUAUAACCGUAAGAGAAAGUAUAUAUAUACAUAUGUAGUCCUAGAAAUGGUUAAUUGAAGUGCUGACAAGUUGCUGAUUAAAAUAGUUCACUAUACAUAUCAAAUACAGUGAUUUAAUAGAGAGAAAGUUGCGCGAUCGUGUGCUUGUAAGAAUUCUAGUUUAAAGAGUGGGCUUAAAUUUCGAAUCAUAUUAAAAGUGAUAGUGCCAUUAAAAAGCUACGUCCGCUGAAUAAAGCAAAAAAGAUAUAUUUUUGAUUACUGCGUAUUGAAAUAAAAAAUUGAGUUAAGAGUCUGUGAAAUAAUUUUACAAAGAGGAAUAUAAAGUAAUAACAGUAAAAAUCAAUCAUCGAAUUGCAUCCCACCACCUCCGGUGCAGUUUCGAGCUGCAGUUCGUUUCCGAUGCAUCCGCAUAUCAAAUGGAUUCAGUGGAAACGGAAAUACUAGGAGAUUGUUUCGGUUGCUCAUACCGAUGCCAACAAAAAGACGUGGUGACCAAUUGAGAGAUUGUUCCGUUUCGUUGCCGCUGGACAUUCUAUGGUUACCGAAGGCGGCUAUGAGGCCCAUUGGGCCACCCGACACCUCCCACUCAGAAUGCGUCCUCGUCGUAGGCGUUUCCCGUCCUAAACUAGCGGCUUUAUUCUUAUCGGUUAUGUUGUUAUCGCUAUUUCUUACGUUUCACAUCCUGUACGAUAGCGCAGUCUACAGCAUUCAGGCUGCAACCGCAAUAUCCGAAAACAAGAUUGCCCUACUAACAAAUCACAUUCCGAAUCCACCGGCGAUUAAUCAUCCGGUGGUGUUUCCCAACAGGAUCCAUUUCCCAAAGACCAGCAGAAGACUUCCGCAAUGUUUGAUAAUUGGAGUGAGAAAAUGUGGUACCCGAGCACUGCUGGAGAUGCUUUAUUUGCACCCACGAAUACAGAAGGCAGCUGGCGAAAUCCAUUUUUUCGACCGCGACGAAAACUAUCUCAAAGGAUUGGAAUGGUACCGGAAAAAGAUGCCACAUUCGUUCCGCGGCCAGAUAACCAUCGAGAAGAGCCCUAGCUACUUUGUGACGCCCGAGGUCCCAGAGAGAGUACGUGCGAUGAACGCUACCAUAAAGUUACUAUUGAUAGUUCGAGAACCAGUGACAAGAGCAAUAUCCGAUUACACGCAGCUUCGAAGUCACGCCGCGACGGCUACGUUGCCUCAACAACAAACUUUAUCUUCCACUUCUCCACUGUCCAGGUCAUUCGAGGAUCUGGCGAUACUACCGAAUGGUACCGUUAACGAAGCCUAUCGCCCAUUGGCGAUAUCACAGUAUCACGUCCAUGUGCACAGGUGGUUAGAAGUAUUCCCGCGGGAACAAUUGCUCGUUGUCAACGGGGAUCAGCUGAUAGAGGAUCCAGUAUUUCAGCUUCGACGCAUCGAAGACUUUUUAGGAAUCGAGCCUCGUAUCGGAAGCAAUAACUUCUACUUCAAUGAAACCAAAGGUUUCUAUUGUCUGCGUAAUGAAACUGGGGAUAAGUGUUUGCGAGAAACGAAAGGUCGGAAGCAUCCUCGGGUCGAUCCUGUAGUGGUGUCGAAAUUGCGUAAGUUUUUUGUCGAACACAAUCAAAAAUUUUACGAGCUGGUUGGUGAAGACCUAGGCUGGCCGGAAGAAUGAGAAGCUAGUCGCUGUAAAGUUUACUACACGGGUCACUUUCGUCUGUCAUACAUUCAGAUAUCGCACAAAAGAGAUGGCAACACAUAAUACUGUAAAUAUCAUCUAGGACGCUAAUAGUGAGUUGGUACGAGGGGGUAGAAUUAGUGUGAAAAGGAAAUGAUCCGAAACUAGGAACCACGACAAGAAAAUAUCCUGAAAGGACGAAAAUAAAAAUAACUAAUGGAAGCGGGACUACAAAACGGUGAAACAACGGAAUAACUGGUUAUAGUAGUAGACGUUUUAAAAACGGUUAGAUAGGAAUUAAUUAAAACAAAAUUAAUAUUUUUGAUCUGCUGUUAGCAAAAGCAACAACAUUCGUGGAUAGAGUUGGCGAGAAAGUGGCAAGCUUGAACAAUAAUAAUGUCCGAUUUCGCAUGGGGCUCCAUUAUCUGCAGGUCAUUUAGUGCGGCGGUUUGCUGCUUCUCAAAUCCUCUUGAACAGAGUAUUCAUGGCGGAUCUCAUCUUCGGAUGGUGGCAAAAACGGGUAAUGAAAACGAGAUUCACUAGCUAUUCAAAGAUAGCUGGAAAUCGUUAAAAUGAGAAUGUGCUUUAACAAAAGUUCGUUAUUAUAAGGUGUCUUACCGCAAUAGAAACGGGAAACAACGAUUUUUUUUUCAUUUCUAUGAGAUGCCACUGUUUAUGAGUAACUGAUACUUAUAAUGUUGUAACUGUUUGCUACGAAAAAAUAAUUGCGUAAAAAGUAACGUUGGGAAGACUUUUUCUAGAUUUCAUUUCAUCCAAUAAUCAUAGUUGAUAGAAUUAGAAAAGAGUGAUUGAAAAAAAAAUCCGUAUAUUUGGGAUAGUUGUUUGGAUUUACUUGUUAACAGCAUAAUUCGUUCAAAAACAUUGAAAAGACAUUGAUCAACUACUAACACAGAAUUACUCUGCUGCCAUUUUAAUAUUGUAUGCUCUUUGUUCGUCUUUUACUCUUCUUAUUAUUUAUACCAGCUAUGGUAAAGUUUCAUCAUUCCAACUAAUUGCGUAACUUUUUUUUUAAGCUUGUCAUAACUUAUUUAGUUCGUGCCAGCUAAAUCCCCCCUUUUACGAAUUCCUUGGCUAAUAAGAGGCGGAGACAAAUUGUUUGUUUAGUAAUGUAACUGUGUAUGAAUCAAGAUUUGCCUUUCUAAUAUAGGAAUGUUUUACAAUCAUUGUGAAAAUCGAGUGUCAUAUCACUGUUCGAAUCAGUUUGUCGAGAUCGCAAAAUGUUUGUCUAUAGUUGUCAAAAUUACCAAUACGGAACAUUUCGAUAUCUUGGAUACGGCUUAGCCGAUUUUCACAAAUUAAGAUUAAAAUGAUUCAAAAUUGUUACAAACCUUAGGUUUUUAUCCAGAUCAAACUUCCGGUUUUGAAAUUCUAGAGUAAUGAGUGCUUAAACUAUCAAAUCGUUGCUUAGAACUACAAUGCAAAAAAUAACAUGAAUAAUCUUCUAAAUUGCACUCAAAACUAAUUCAAUUUAUGAAUCAUGUUAGUUUCUGGUUAUUUGAACCGACUUUUGGCUAUCCUAUUCUUAGUAUGCUAAGAAAGGUCUUCAAAUGAAAGGUCUUAUAAUCUCAUACAAAACUUCUGAAUUUUGUUCCGAUCUGACUUUCGGUUGCGGAAUUACACGACGAUGAGUGUUUGAAAUUGAAUGAAAAAAAAACUAAUCCAAUUUGUUGCUCAUGUUAAUUGAUGGCCAUACGAAUCCAUUUCGACUAUACCGGUUUCUAGAUUCAGGUUCCGGAAUUACAUGAAAAUGUUGUUUUCUCAGAGAUGGUCUAACCGAUCUGAGAACUGUUUUUUCGCUUACAUUAGGUACGCCAAACAAACUUUUUUUACAUCUGCCUGGCGGUUUGAACUGCGGAUGACAUUACAGUUCUACACAGGCCCUUGCACAGGAAUCAUUCAUUGACAUUUGACAUUGUAAAUGUGGAACACAUUUUUGUUUUCUAUAUACGGGUGCAAACUAGAAACUCAAAAAAUAUACACGUAGAAAUGUGGUCAGGUUUUGAACAAUUACAGCUCAGUCAAUUUGGUAUAAAUUAUUAAUAUCAUAUCACCAUUUGAUUGGAAAUAUUUCUACGUAUUGAUUUGAAUGUUCAUAGCCAUGUAUUUUUAAUUGUAUAUCAUUGAAAUGUUGAUUAAUAGCUAGCAGUGUCCUAUUUUGUCUGCAAAAAAUCUCCGGCAUACCGGAUUUCUCUGCCAUAGUCGACGGUUUUGAAGGAGUAAGCGAUUUAUCAACGGGAAAGCAGCGCUCUGAUUGGUUAAUCGAUGCAAAAGCGAAGCUGUUUGAAGCACGCGAAGCUAUAAAUAUAAGCAAAAUUAUAGCUAACGUUUCAGUGCUACACGUAACUUGCUAGAGGUAGGUUGUUGCUAGGCAGAAAAAUAAAAAGUGCCAUAAAACGAUUUGAAGCUUUAAUUGCUAUGCUCUGAUCUUGUGUCAUGAAAGAUUGGAUGAAAUCCCAUGUUAUGUCGUUUCGCCUGAGAAAUUGACAACUACCUCAGGGUAAAUUUUGAGUGCAUAAGAUUAAUUUUUUAUUUAUAUGAGAUGAACUCGAUUGAUAAUGAGAAAAAGUUAAUCGCUUCAACCGAAAUCGCAGAAUGGUAGUAAUGGUAGAGAAACGCUAUAAAAAUAACUACUUGCACACAAAACUUGAACACAAGCUUGGCGAAAAGAAGCUUAAAUAUCGAUACCUGUAUCGCAAGCAUGUACAAACAUAUGAUUGCCUACAUUUGGGCUAUUGAUGUAAUUUCGUCGGCUAAAAAACAAAUACAAAUCAUGACAAAUAUAGUCUAUAUUCUGGGUUCGCGUGUUCGGUGUUGAUUCAUAAUAAAGGCUAAGGGGAUGUCCAUAAAAGACUUCACACUUUUUUAACGAUUUUUUAUUCCCCCUCCCCCCUAAAAUUCAUCUCAAUACAUUCUCAAUAUGUAUGACAAACCAUACAAAUAUGAGGGAAAAAUCGAUAUAGAUAUAUUAUUGUUUUAGGUAAAGAAUAAUAAUUCCUUAGUGUAGCAUACAGGGCUGAGAAAAUAAAGACCAAAACCUCAUCAAAACGAGAUCACUGCCGGAGAAUCUUUUCAUUAUCAGUUGAUCAGUGAAAUUUAAAUCACAUCGAUCAAUAUGGUACUGAUCUUCCGUCACACAAUGGGUAGUAAUUUUGAGCUAAAAAAAUUCUUGAUUUAUGUAAGUUCAAUCAUUGGAUGAUUCGAUAAGCUUUGAUGUUGGUGGAGGAAAAUCACAUAUGAUCAAGAUAAGACAUGACAUGAUCUACGUCUGAAAUCGUUGAUCUCCCGCCCUUUUUCAAAUGGAGCAUCAGAAUCAGAUAAGAGAAAUUCUUAUGAUAUACUAUUAUCAAUGCUAGAAAAUCAAACUACUGAAAAAAUUGUCAGUGCAUAACUUAAGUUAAACCGUUUGAAGUCAUUUUUUCUUUCAUAUAUGGCAAAAUUUAUUAAUUUCGCUAAUUUACUCGCUCCUCCGUGCAAAAGGUCACGUUUUAUGAAACACCCCCCCUCCCCCUUGCGGCGUGACGUCUUUUAUGGACAGCCCCUAAGCAGACUCUCGUGCAUUUGCGGAUUCAAAAGUGUGACGAUUAAUUGAAAAUGUCGAUCAUUAGAAAUUUUUGUUGCCUUGUUCCACAUUAAUGGCUCGAACAACCCCAUGGGGCUGAUCCUUGUAGUUUUUUCUAACUUUUUUUACCCACUUUAAAUAAAUUUGACGAAAAAAUCGUGCUUAAUCCACCUAGCAGUGAGAUGAUACCUUUUUUUAUCAAUCCGCAUAUGUGGUUUGCAUGAAUAUUCUUCGGUGUUUCAAUUUCAUGACAUUAUUCUAAUGUCCGUCGUUUUAAGUGACAAUUUCAGAUUUUUAUCACUCAUUACUCUGUAAUGUUGAAACUGCAAAUCGGAUCGAAUUUGAAUCUAAAAGUGUAACAAUCGAUUAAACAUUCCAUGAUAUGUCGAAGUAAUUUCCACUUUAGAGUUUAGGGUAACUUAAGGUACUUCCAGAGCCGGUAUUCAGGAACCAACAUAACCCAAACCGAUUCGUAUGGCCAUAUGAUGAAUAAAUUGCAAUAUUUCUGAGUCCAAGCUUUUCGGAAUUGACAUCUUCUAUAUCGCUUUGAAUUCUAUCAAUUCAUCAUCCUGCAAUUCUAGAAUCGGAAGUCAGAAUUGGGUAAAAUUAGAUUUAUCUUAAUUUGAACUUUUGUUUCGAUUUGGCUUUUUUUUAGAAAACGAUUGAGCUUUGAUAAACGAUUCGAUACUGUAACCGGAAUUCGAAAUUCGGUGUAGCCGAAGUCAGACAAAUUCACCUGAGUAGUUUACAUUUGUUUCAAAAUGUUUAAAAAUCAGUGUAGACAUCUUUGAGAAAUCGUAGUGCGAGUUAAAUUUUUGGGUGCCUUCCGAAUACUAAUUUAAUUUUUAUACUAAUCACACUGUAUCCCCUAAACCGUAAGUUGGAUCUGACUAAAAGCGUGAUGUUUUAUAGGAUCUUAACAUCUUUCAUUUUAAUCUUGUAUGGUUACUAGAUUUCAUUUGAAUCUUAGAUCGGUUUAGCCAUCUACGAGAAAAAUGAGUAACACUAUUUCCGUGCUAAAAUGGAACCGUGCUAAAAUCGGUCCGAGGUAAAAUAUCAUGCUGUACACAGUCUUUUGGGUACUUAGAAACAAUUUUUACAUAACACUUCUUAUAACUUAAAAAGUAAACAUCCGAUCUUAAAACCAUUCAACAGUGUACAGGGUGACGGGAAGACCUUUAAUUUGGGACUAGCUUGAUCAAAAUCGGUCCAGCCAUCUCUGAGAUCUCGACCUUUUAGUUGACAACAUACAGACACACACACACACACACACACACACACACACACACACACACACGGCCAUUUGCUCAGUUCGUCGAGCUGAAUCGAUUGGUAUAUGACAUUCGGUCAUCCGGGCCUCGGAAAAAUUUUCUAAAGUUUGAGCUAAUUCUAUACCAACUUUUUUUUUAUUUAUAAAAUAAGGUAAAACAAAAUUUUGUAAAAUCACUUCGUUCGAAAAACUUUCAUUACAUAGAGGACUCAAAAACGAACGAAAAUACAUAACAUUGUAUGUUCUAGGGUCAACUGUACAAUAGCAAGCCAUUCACCUCUGCGAAAAUAGCAUGUCCCACUUUGAACAAUCAUAUCUCAGGAAUGACUGGAUAUGUUUACAUUAAAUUAACACUGUAGAAGUCUCUAAUGACGAUCAAUAACUGAAUAAUUUUUAUUUUUCAUAACUCAAGGAUUUAGAUUCAACUUGAAGGAAAAUAUUCUCUAUAGCUAGUUUUGAACCUAGUUUCAACAUUGUUGAACUGAAAUUCGAAUCAGUUUUCGAACCUGGUUUUUAUAUCAGGUUUGCUCAUACCCCCGUUGCUAAGUGCGAAACCAACACAGUUUCGUGAAAAGUUUUUGUUUUAUAAAACUACCCUGGGUCAGUUUAAGUUUUCUCAAGCAAAAAUGACAGUAGUAUGCGUUCAAAACAGCUUUCAAAGUAGUACAAUUCAGCCCACCGGUAGUUCUACGUUGCAUAUUGCUUAUAGAUUAGGGAAAACGUCCAAAUCAGACUGAAAUAACACGAAUCCUGUUCCAAAUACCAAUUAUAUGUACUCCAGAAAAAUGUUAUGGUUAUGUAUUGCUUAAUGCCAAUUUUUUUGAUCAUGUUUUGCCUAAUGAACCUACAUGGUUCUACAACAGUACACCGUUUUGUAGGUGUGAAGAAAUUAGUGCCUCACAAAACGGACAUCCAAAAGGACACUUAAAACUCAAAAACGUAUUCUAUUGUGCAGUCAUGGCGAUGUUUCAGUAGUCUUCAGUCUUAUGCAAUGCGAUGAACUUGGUUCAGCAACUGUUCGGGACAGUGGGUUAGUUCAUCCGGGGGGAGAGUGGUGUAAUACGUGACUUUAUCGCCCUGCAAAUGUUAUCAUUUCUCCGCAGCACAUCAGAAAUGCAUUCUUACCAGGCAUGUUAGUUGAAAUUUCGUGUGCAUUUGCGAGUGAAGAGCCCCGCAUUAAAGAUGUUGUCUUUCGAACGAACGAAUAGUUCCAGUGUGAAGUACCUCCUUUUAUUUUCGUUCAACUCCGUUAGCCCUUGUUUGAUUCAAACGUGUGCAUGUGCGCUAGAAAUAAUUAAAAUUGUCGAGUAUGCUUGAAUUAGUAGGUAGGCGACAAAAUAAGGGAACUGGACUAUUGGAUCCGAGUAGGUUGUCCGUUCAAUGGAUAGGAAAACAUUAUUGGUCAGCCUUAUUGAAUUGAAAAACCAUUACAACCAGGGACAGCAUGGUAGUGUGUUGUACGUGCCGUGCCAUCCCUGGUUGAGCUGGCCUUGUGUAUCACCUCAAAUAUACCCCAACUCCGGCAGCUUUCCGAAUCGGUACGUGUUGUCCGGGAAGGAUAACUGUUGACUGGCUUCGUGACUGCAAGCUCUCCCCAUUCCAUCACUAUAUUCCCUUCGGCCUUGCUACGAGCGCCUAUGCAGGAAUGCUUUCAAGGAACGAAUUUAUGUAACAUUGCUCCAAAUAGAAGGGCAAAGCGUCAAGACAGAUGAAUUUCAUUACCGAGUGAAUAACAAGUUCGCGUGUUGUGGUUGAGAACGUGUCCGAUAAGAUUGAAGAAAUAUGCAUUACGAUUUGAGUGUGGAUACCAUAAUUUAUCCAGGAACAGAUGCAUUGAUUCUGCCCUGAGGUUUCGAUUUGGUUUUUUUGUGGGAAGCAAAUAGUGAAUAAUGGAUUCAUAAUCAAUAAGAUCGUAGCAUGUACUAGUUGUGUACAACAAAAAUCAAACAGCCUUUGCUCAACUUUUACCCUAAUCAACCAUCGUAUAACAUAUGGGCUUUUUUCAGCAUUACUUCGAAAAAAAAUUCUCUCAUUCUUGAUUUUCAGACUAUAAUCGAAUCCAAUCAAUUAAAAGAUGUAGUUUUCAUUUCAAUUCGAUACCUAGAAAUAUGGUAAUGCUGCUCAAUUUGCUGGCAUCAAUGAAAACGUUACAUUUUAUCCAUUAUUUUCAUGGGUACCAAGAGCGGGUUUCGGAAUUAAUAAAAGAUUAAACACCCUUAUUCUUUUACUCUGGUGGAGCACAGCUACACUUGAUUAGUGAUUGGUAAUACCAAAAAACACUCAUGACGAAAAUAUGCAUCAAUUUAAAGUCCGGAAAAGAACAAUCAAAUCAAUUUGAAUGGAAAAAAUGUACGGGUUCCACAGGGUUUCAUUGCUCUAGCUGUUCUAAUUUCUUCUAUCGUAACUACCACAACCCUGAGCAUGUUGGAAUCGUUCAGAUAGUGAUGGGUGAUUCUACCAUGGCAGCUUUACAGGAACUUCUGAAACAACAGGAAAUCAUUACCACAUCACGUGAUAACUUGCAUAGCACAUCAAGUCGUUGACUUGUUUAAGUUGAAUCGGCAAGCGAAUGAAAGUGGAAAAACGAGCAAUGUAAGGCUCUGAAUUAGUCCCAACAUUGCUGGGGUUAGAAUCGUUUCCGGUAGGAAAUUUCAGGUCCGAAAGCGUUCCAAUGGCAUAAUGGUUCCAAAGAGUGGCAAGAUAAGAGAAAACUGCCGACAGUUGCACAAUGCAAAAAUCGUUAAAAGUUGGAGUUAUUUUAUAUACAGAGUAACGGUUAAGUUAAAAUAAAAAAAAUGAACACAUUCUUUAUUCCACUCAUUUCCGUUUACUGCAUUUAAUUACAACUACUACACAUAAUUUCUACAAUAAAAUACUUCUGUACAGGUAUUAUGAAAAACUGUCAUCAAUGUCAAACUUGGUUUUAAAUUCCCUGAACGGUUGGUUAAAGCAAAUUAUUCGUAAUGGAGGUAUCGAUGUUUAAAAGAGAAAAAAACUACAUUCCUUGCAAGCUUCUCGACGUUGCGUUGACCAGAAUCACCAUGGAAAUGAUGUAACAGAGGCAUUCUCCUAUGAAAAAAAAUUACGGGGUCUUAUACAAGACACGACCGAGUACAGUGACAUUAAAAGUGAAACAAUUCGGACUAUUCUUCAAAUGGGAAUAGAAAUUUAUGGUGAUCAUAAUUGCUAUCCAAAAAGUUGUAUACUUUAAAGUUUUUGAUGACUAUGUUCUAAAAAUAAGUCUUCAUAUAUGAUUUUAAUGUCACUUAACCCUCAGCUUACAAUAAAGUAAGACUAAUACCAGGACUUUUUUUCGUGUCGUGCCAUUCCAGAAUAAAGGAAAAAAAGAGGGGGAAGGUAUACUUAGUUGUAAAAAAAACAAUAUUUCGGGGCCCAUUACCUCCAAUCGGUAUCGCCAUUAGCCGCUUGGUUUUCAUUCGAUACGUAUCCAAAGGUGUACGUGGGGUUACCGUUACCCCAUUGUACAAUGCGUAAUAAAAUCCCGCAUUUGGAAAUAAACAUAUUUUUAUAGAAAAAAAAUCAUAAAAGCUUCAUGAAAAUAGCGUGUUUCACAAUUUUGAAAUCUCAAAAUCAGUUUUGACACCCGUGCGCGCAGACGACUUUUAUAACUUGCUUGCCUUACCAUAAACCUACAUAUACCUUAUGAUCAAAAAAGAACCGGAAUUGUAUUAAAAAACGUGAUUAAUCCACCUAUCAGUGAGAUGAUACCUUUUUUUAUCAAUCCGCAUGUGUUUUUUCCAUGAAUAUUCUUCGGUUUUCAUGACAUUAUUUUAAUGACCGUCGUUUUAAACUGCAAUUUGACAUUUUAAUCACUCAUUACUCUAUCUAAAAAGGUUACAAUCGAUUAAACUUUUCAUGAUAUGUCGAAGUGACUUCCACUUUAGAAUUUACGGUAAUUCAAGGUACUUCCAGAGCCGGUAUUCAGGAACCAGCAUAAACCAAACCGAUUCGUAUGGCCAUAUAACGAAUAAAUUGCAAUAGUUUUGAGUCCAACUUUCAAGCUUUUCGGGAUUAUCAUCUUCUAUAUCGGUUUCAAUUUUAAAAAUUCAUCCUCCUGUAAUUCCAGAAUCGGAAGUCAGCAUUGAAUAAAAUUAAUUAAUUUUGUGUGGGACUAUAAGUUUAUUUUAAUUUGAAUUUUUUUCUGAAAUUAGAUUUGGCUUUAUUUGAGAAAACGAUUGAGCUUUGAGAAACGAUUCGAUACUGGAGCCGGAAUUCGAAAAUCGGUGUAGCCGAAGUCAGACAAAUUCACCUGAUUAGUUUACAUUUGUUUCAAUAUGUUUAAAAAUCAGUAUAGACAUCUUUGAGAAAUGGUAGUACGAGUUAAGUUGUUGGGUGCCUUCCGAAUCGAAAACUGAAUACCACUAAAACUGAAAUAAGUUUAUUUGGUUGUCGACUAUUCAAAUCAGCAAAUCUUAGAUGAUUCUUAGAUAUCAUUUGAAUCUUAGAUCGGUUCAGCCAUCUACGAGGAAAAUAAGUUACACAAUUUUAAUUUCGUUUCACAUAUCAUCCUGUAGUUCCGGAACCAGAAGUCGGAUCCAAACAUAAUUCAGGAACCUUGUUUAGGAGCAUACGAAUUUUCAUAUGAAUCUGAGUUUGUAGAAAACGGUUGAGUCAUCUUCGAAAAUAAGGUAAAAAAUUGAGUGAAAUUAUUUGUCACAUACGCAUUUGCUGAUCUCGACGAACUGAUUCAAAUGGUAUAUGGGUGUUUUGUUCUUCCAGCAUUUAUUGCUGUAAGCAGUUUAAAUCAAUAUAAUUAUGAAAUUGUUCAGAAUUCGGAAGUACUGCCAUCUUUCCAAUAUGUCAUAUUCGAACGAUUAUGUUGCCAAAAACGAACCGUGCUAAAAUUGAUCCGAGGCAAAAUGUCAUGAGAAAUAAUACUGUUCACAGUCUUUUUGGUACUUAGAAACUAUUGUAUGUAACAGUAUAAAAAAUCGUGUUUUACGUUGCUUCCAAGCCUUUCUUUGCCAUACAGCGCUCAGAACUUCUACUGCUGGAAUAUGGGGGAAAAGUCGCUUACACAAAAGUUUCGAUAUCUCCGUUAAAAAUGGACGGAUUUUAACAAUCUAUGGCUUGUUGGAUAGCUAUUUCCGUGGGGAAUUCAAGUCUGAAAACAUAUUCUGUUUUCAAGGUCAAUUGUGACAGAUACUGCCAAAAAACUGAAAAUUUUGACAUAAAACUUCGUAUAACUCAAAAAGUAAACAUCCGAUCUCAAAACCAUUCAAUAGCGUUCUGGGUGACGGGGAGACCUUUCAUUUGCGACUAGUUUGAUCAAAAUCGGUCCAGCCAUCUCUGAGAUCUCGACCUCUUAGUUGACAACACACAUACAGACACACACACAUACACACACACACACACAGACAUUUGCUCAGUUCGUCGAGCUGAAUCGAUUGGUAUAUGACAUUCGGCCCUCCGGGCCUCGGAAAAUUUUUCGAAAGUUUGAGCGAAUUCUAUACCUAUUUUUUUUAUAUACAGGGUGAUUUUUUAAGAGCUUGAGAACUUUUUUAAACAAUAAAACGCAUAAAAUUUGCAAAAUCUCAUCGGUUCUUUAUUUUAAACGUUAGAUUGGUACAUGACAUUUACUUUUUGAAGAUAAUUUCAUUUAAAUGUUGACCGCGGCUGCGUCUUAGGUGGUCCAUUCGGAAAGUCCAAUUUUGGGCAACUUUUUCGAGCAUUUCGGCCGGAAUAGCCCGAAUUUCUUCGGAAAUGUUGUCUUCCAAAGCUGGAAUAGUUACUGGCUUAUUUCUGUAGACUUUAGACUUGACGUAGCCCCACAAAAAAUAGUCUAAAGGCGUCAAAUCGCAUGAUCUUGGUGGCCAACUUACCGGUCCAUUUCUUGAGAUGAAUUGUUCUCCGAAGUUUUCCCUCAAAAUGGCCAUAGAAUCGCGAGCUGUGUGGCAUGUAGCGCCAUCUUGUUGAAACCACAUGUCAACCAAGUUCAGUUCUUCCAUUUUUGGCAACAAAAAGUUUGUUAGCAUCGAACGAUAGCGUUCGCCAUUCACUGUAACGUUGCGUCCAACAGCAUCUUUGAAAAAAUACGGUCCAAUGAUUCCACCAGCGUACAAACCACACCAAACAGUGCAUUUUUCGGGAUGCAUGGGCAGUUCUUGAACGGCUUCUGGUUGCUCUUCACUCCAAAUGCGGCAAUUUUGCUUAUUUACGUAGCCAUUCAACCAGAAAUGAGCCUCAUCGCUGAACAAAAUUUGUCGAUAAAAAAGCGGAUUUUCCGAAUGGACCACCUAAGACGCA